AGACACACAACGCAGCCGCGCUUAGCCAAUGUCAGGCUGCACAGGGAGCAGCAGCAGCACCGGGAGGAAGAGGAGGAGGAGGGCGCCUUGUACGCACGGCAUGUAAACAAUACAUGUAAGUUAGCAAAUAAUGCUGAGUGGGAGCCGCAGCCCGAGGUGCUGAAGUGGAUCGGGAGCUCCCCAGCCUGGACUUCUCCCCACACCCGUCUUCCAGCGGGAGGGAGGGCCGGAGCCAGGCCCCGAGGGCGCGUGGGGAGCGCGGCGGCGGCUGCAGGGAGCGAGCGAGCGAGCAUGGCUUUCCAGCAGCUGGCGGACGUGGCGGAGAAGUGGUGCUCCAACACCCCCUUCGAGCUCAUCGCCACCGAGGAGACGGAGCGGAGGAUGGAUUUCUACGCCGACCCCGGCGUCUCCUUCUACGUGCUGUGUCCGGACAGCGGCUGCGGGGACAAUUUCCAUGUGUGGAGUGAAAGUGAGGACUGCUUACCUUUCCUGCAGUUGGCACAGGACUACAUCUCUUCCUGUGGUAAAAAGACACUCCAUGAAAUACUGGAAAAAGUCUUCAAAUCUUUCAGGCCUUUACUGGGGCUUCCAGAUGUCGAUGAUGAUGCAUUUGAAGAAUAUAACGCAGACGUGGAAGAGGAGGAACCAGAAGCCGAUCACCAACAAAUGGGUGUCAGCCAGCAGUAAUUAUCUGAGGAAUUAAAAGAUCUUAAUCCCUUGGUACCAGGUGGGGUCAUGUGCUCCUGCAUUAGCAUUUUUGAAUUAGCGCAUCACAUGGGAAAUAUGGCUCCCAGAAUCAAAGUUUAAAAAAAAAAAAAUACAUAAAUAUCUCUGUGAUGAGCUUUGCUAAGAAGUGACCUGAAUUUCACUCCUGUUUCAGUGGGGUUUCUAUGGAGUUGUCUUGGUAGCAUUCUGCCAUCAUUAAUUUAGAACUAGUUUUGUCGCUGACUGUCUCUUUGACUUGUGUUUUGAGAAUAACAUUCACUGACAUGAAUGUAGAGUACUUUGAAUGUAGUAACUGUUGAAUAGUGUGUGAAGUACUCACAUAUGACCUUACGGAGGAAAACGAAUGCAGAAAAUAAAUGCAAUCUGCACUUUUAGUUUUAAUUCAACAAUUUUUUUAUUUUUAUUUUUUUGCUAUACUACCAGUCAGAGUAUCAAACUGUGAGAGAUUAUGCCUGUAAAGCACUAGUUUCAUAGUGGUUAAUAUUGCAGAAGUGCACAUAAAGAUUGAACAAAAAUAAUUACUUAGGAGGGACAAAAUUUAGGCAAAUGCUUGUGCAGCACAUUUUAGUGUUUCUUAACACCACCUGAAUGUACAGGUGCUGGGUUAAUCACUGGGCAUAUUUAGGACAUUUGUGUGAUCAGUGCACAUGAUGAUACACAUUGGUACUUUGAUGCCAUCUGUUUCAAAGCCAAAUACUGUUUUAAUAGAAAUUAAAUGAAUUUAAAAUUUCCAUUGCGUAUUCUCCUCCUGCACGAAAAUCAACCUUCAGCUUCGCUGGCUUUAAUAAAACAACAAUUUCAUUCAAAUCUUGCAGCAUCCUGAAUUAAAGUGCAACUUAACUUUGAAGCCCUAAUCGUAUAAACCAGCACCUGGCUCUUCAAGUUAUAAUGGAAUCCGCUUCUUCACACUGGGCCUUGUUCUUCAGUGUCUUGUACCUUGUGUAGUUAUUCAUACUUGUCAAAGUGGGCGUAAAAUGCUACCAACCAGAAUGGUAGGGCCUGAUUCUCAUUCUCACUAAGGCCCCUUUACAUUGUUCUCGCUGUGUAAAAAGGUCUUGAAGGGAGCACAGAUGUAAUUUAUGCCCACUUUAAGGUCCCUUUACAUUGCCUAGGGUGGGUCCUCAGCUGGUGUCAAUUGCCUGUGGAAUGAUGACAGUUUCCAUCAGCUGAUGACCUGUCCCCCAGAGUGGUGGAAGGGGGUUUUAGAGUAAAUUAAAGUAAGACCCAUAAUAUUUUACACCUCAUUUGCCCAGGUGUAAGUGACUCUCAAGUGAGUGUCAGAUGGUGAAACAACAGGACCUCUUUAUUUACUCACCUUUUAUUCUGAAAAUGUAAGAAAAGAAGGGAUUCCAUUCUCGUACAGCAAUUUUCCACUAUCUAGGAAAGUAUUUCUAAAUGACUGUUUGGUUUUUAGGCAACUUUUUAAAAAACACAAAAUGUAGGUCACAAACGUCAAAGCCCUUUAAUACAGCGUUAGCUUUAUAAAAAUUAACACUUAGUGAAGAAAAAAUGCUUGGACAACUCUCAGAAACAACUGACACUCUUUUAAAAACCCUGUUAUUAGCAGUAUCUCCUAUUGGAUAUGUAUGUAUUGGAAAUUGUUUUAAAGGCUAGUUAAAGAGUUAAUUUUCUUGGUGAUUUGUGUGUCUGAUGAAGGCUUAGGGGAUGCAUAACACUUAAUUUUCUAACAGAGGCAAAACUUUCUGUAACCAGGAUGGAAAAUGGUAUUUGAAUAUGCACAGAUGUGUCUGCAACACUGUAAAAGUCUGAGUUUAAGAAUAUCACAAAAUAGACAAGAAACCGAGCUUAAUGAAACUUUGUACAUUCUCUUGGCAUGCAGGCAUAAAUAUGAUAGUUGCAACACAUUUUCUAUGGACUAGUGGUGUGAGAACUGUGGCAGUUCAUUGUAUAACACUGUACAGCAGUAAUAGGCUUUUUGCUUACCAAAAUAAAGUGUAAUACCAGUGGUUUCCA
Messenger RNA from Trachemys scripta elegans, 2700 nucleotides. RefSeq names its product maturin, neural progenitor differentiation regulator homolog (gene MTURN). Bases 292 to 687 code for a protein of 131 amino acids. Gene Ontology annotation, biological process: regulation of signaling; positive regulation of megakaryocyte differentiation. The record is from RefSeq and is a predicted model, not a curated record. The transcript has 3 exons. Gene Ontology annotation, cellular component: cytoplasm. NCBI's taxonomy places the organism in Eukaryota, Metazoa, Chordata, Testudines, Emydidae.